Messenger RNA from Bombus impatiens (common eastern bumble bee), 1042 nucleotides. It is a transcript of the gene mRpL9, whose product is annotated as 39S ribosomal protein L9, mitochondrial. The transcript has 3 exons. The record is from RefSeq and is a predicted model, not a curated record. Lineage: Eukaryota; Metazoa; Arthropoda; Insecta; Hymenoptera; Apidae. Gene Ontology annotation, biological process: translation. Gene Ontology annotation, cellular component: ribosome; mitochondrion. The coding region runs from base 102 to 950 and encodes 282 amino acids. Gene Ontology annotation, molecular function: structural constituent of ribosome.
ACUCAAAUUCCAAUUCGUGGUCAGUUAUCAAGGAAUUAUUUCGUGGCGUAUUCUAACCUAACAGAAACGUCACGGUAGUUUAAAAUUGAAUAUCAACUUUUAUGGCAUGCUUUUUAGUUGUACCUAACAAACAAGUAAAUAUGUUAAAGUAUACGCAACUGUGCUUGAAUUAUUUAAAAUCAACAUUUCUUUCUCGUCAGAAUAAUAUAUUGGUGCAACAAAACCGGAACACAUAUAUCUUAAAAAGAAAAUAUCCAGCACCGCUUCAUAAAAAAUAUGAGAGACAACCACGGUUAACACAUAAACAUUUCAUUUAUGAAUUCAUAGAGCAUUCAUCUCAAAGGAAACAAAAAAAGAUUGAUUUAGUUUUGUUAGAGAGUGUAAAAAACAUUGGUGAAAAAGGUCAGAAGGUAUCAGUAUCUUCUCAAAAAGCUUAUGAAAGUCUGAUAUUACCAAAAUUGGCUGUAUAUGCAACUCCUGAAAAUCUUAAAAAAUAUAUAAUCGAAGAUGUAGAUGUCCAGAGAAGAUUAUCUAAAUAUAGCUCUCAAUUUGUAGAAAAAACAAUAAGCAUAUUAUCUCAAUGUUAUUUACCAGUAACAAUGUCCAUGGACAAUCCAUGGACUAUAGAAAAAUGGCAUGUGAAAGUAGCUUUUCGUAAUGAAGGAUACAUUGUACCUGAAUACGCUAUAACUCUUCCAGAGAAGACUAUAUCUGGACCUGAUUUAUCCAUUGAAAAUAAAGAAUUUUAUGUUAUUGUCAAAAUUAAUAAUAUUGAGGAAGUUAAAGUCAGAUGUAAAGUACAUCAUUAUACUUCUAACUCAGAAAAAAAGAUUGAAUAUGAUGUACCAUAUUACUUACUACCAAGCAUAGCAAUUUUCCCAGAAGAUCAAUCAAUAUUGAAUUCCCUCCCAAAACAUCCCUUGGCUGAUAAAGAAAGUGUAGAAAAAUAAAAAUUAACCUGACUUCUUACUAAUUCCAUUAUUAUGAAUGAAACGUAUCAUUUUAAUUUAUUAUAUUGAUAUUUAGAAAUGGAAGAAAGAUA